AUGUCCUUCUGCUCUGGGGAUGCCUCGGGUGGCGGCGACGGUGCCGGGGAGGUAGAACUGGCUGCUGCUGCUGCUGCUGCUGCUGCUGCUGCUGCUGCUGUUGCUGCUGUUGCUGCUGUUGCUGCUGCUGCUGCUGGGCGUCCAAGCACAUCUGCUGCGGGGGCUGCGUGCGAGGCUGCUGCUGUACCUGGCGCUGCUGCUGCGGCUGCGUUUGUUGUAUCUGCUGUUGCAUUUGUUGCCGUGGCAGCUGCUGCUGCUUGUGCUGCUUGUGCUGCUGCUGCUGCUGCUGCUGCUGCUGUUGCUGCUGCAGUGAGCUGCAGGUCUUGCGGCUUGAUUUUGGGCACUGAAAGAAGGCUGGCCCCUCCCGCUGCAGCUCGCAGCCUUGACCGCUCCACAUGCUGCAGCAGCAGCACAGCAGCCGAAGCAGCAAAAAAAGCAGCAGCAGCAGCAGCAGCAGAAAAAGCAGCAGCAGCAGCAGAAGAAAAAGCAGCAGCAGCAGCAGCAACAGAGGCGGCCGAGUCGGACUUGUGCCUAUGGAAGAAGAAGACGUCGCUGCGCGCGCUGUCUCCCGCUGCAGCAGCAGCAGCAGCUGCUGCUGCUGCUGCUGCGUCUCCCGCUGCUGCUUCCGGAGCACCCCCGGCCGCAGCAGCAGCAGCAGCAGCAGCAGCAGCAGCAGCAGCAGCAGCAGACGGGCUGCGGGCCCCGAACCUGUUUCGCAGCCACUCAGACCUUUCUUACUUCGCCAAAGACCUCAGCAGCUACAGCAGAAGUCUCCAAACUUUUCGCUUUUUGCUGCUGCCCUUCGCAGCCCCCCCCGGUGCUGCUGCUGCUUGGGAGAUUGGCUACGAGCCCCCGGCUGCUGCAUGCAGCUGCGCAGCAGCAGCAGCAGCAGCAGCAGCAGCAGCAGCAGCAGCAGCAGGAGCAGCAGAUGGGGAGGCGGGAGAGAAAAGGGAAAAUGCGACAGAGGCCGAAAGUGAAGCAGCAAAACACAAGACGGAGAUCAGGCCCUGGGUCUGCAGCGAAACUGCAGCAGCAGAAGCAGCAGCAGCAGCAGCAGCAGCAGCAAGAAACGCGCUCGAACUCACCGUCCUAGUCCGGGAAUGCUUCGUCGCCAAAAGUGGAAACAAAGAUAAAACUGAAAUGGGAACUCUUGCCAUGAAGGCAGCUGAUGCUGCUGCGGAAGAGAGAGCAGAGCAGCAGCUUCAAGAAAAGAAGCAGCAGCAGAAAUUUAAAAGAAUAAAUGUGGGAAAGCAGCAGCAGCAGCAGCAGCAGCAGCAAAGGCAAGUUCAGAUGAGGCUGUCUCUCAAUCUGGAAAAAUAA
This is a messenger RNA of Eimeria necatrix, 1320 nucleotides long. RefSeq lists its product as hypothetical. The transcript is spliced from 3 exons. The record is from RefSeq and is a predicted model, not a curated record. Lineage: Eukaryota; Apicomplexa; Conoidasida; Eucoccidiorida; Eimeriidae. The coding region runs from base 1 to 1320 and encodes 439 amino acids.